AUGGGCUGGCGCGGGCGCCCGCGGUCACAGAGGCGGCAGCCCCAGCGCUGCCCGCUCCACCCGCCGAGGCUCACGCUGCUGCAGCUCGGCAAGGGCUGGCGCAUGUGGCGGGGCGGGGCGGCCAGGACGCAGCGCAGCAGCUUCCUGGAGGGCGGGCUCCGGCUCUUCCUGAUGAUGGCCUUCUGGGCGCACGUGGUGGGCUGCCUGCAGCUGCUCCUGGGCACCCUCGAGAGGAGCUGGGGGAGCCGCAGUUGGACCGACGAGAUGCGCAUCCGCGACGAGACCUGCACUGUAAUGUAUGUGGAGUCGAUGUACUUCGCGGUGCUGAGCCUGGCCUCCGUCGGCUACGGCGACACGCUGGUGACGCCCGGGGAGCACAGCCUGAACUCGUUCUUCCUGCUGCUGGGGCAGCUCUACGCCGCAAAGAUCUGCGCCGACCUGACGUGGCUCACGGCCACCUACAACUUUUCGGAGGCGCAGUACCAGGCGCGCAGGGCCCAGAUGUGGAUCGCGCUGCAGAAGAUGCAGGUGCCGAGCCAGCUGGCGGGGCGGGUGCUGGCCUACCAGAGCUACGUAGCCGCGAGCACCCGCGAGGACCUGUCCCAGGCGGCCUUCGUGGGCCUUUCCGGGAACCUGAAGGAGGAGCUCCGGAUCGUGGCCUACCGCCUGCUGGUGUGCCAGGCCCCCUUCCUCCGCAUGCAGUCGAAGGAGGUGCUGUCGCUCAUCGUGAGCCAGCUGACGGACAAGGUCUACCUGCCACUUGAUGUGAUAAUGCGCACUGGCGACGUCGGCCGCGAGCUGUUCUUCAUGCGCCGUGGGAAGGCGGGCGUGUUCAACAAGCUGGAGUGCCUCAACUCAGCGGGCAACCCGCUGCUCACCGUCUACAGCGUCGGCAACUACUUCGGGGAGCUCGGCAUGCUCACAGGCAACCCGCGCUCUGCCUGGGUGGUGGCGUCCACGUACUGCGUGUGCUCGGUGCUGCCGUACGAGGCCGUGGAGAUCCUGACCCAGGAGGUGCCCGGUGCCUUCACCGUGCUCGUGCAGUCCAUCGUGUCCCGGUACAAGCUGAAGCCGAGCGUCACCUGGUCCGACAUCUCCCGCAGGAUCCUGGCGAAGUUCGACGUAGACGACCUGGAGGACGCCUACGAGAAGUUCUGCGCGCUGGACGGCGCUGGCGACGAGGAGCUGAGCGCCAGGAACUUCGACGAGGCGCUGCGCCGGCUGAAGGUCCCCGAGUUGGACCGGAAGAUACUCUGGGCGGACAUGGACGAGGACAACAGUGGCUUCGUCAGCCAGGACGAGUUCACCAGCAAGCUCAUCACCGAGACGGCGAGGUGUGACGGCUCGCCCGACGCGUCUCGCGCAACAUCGAAGGCAACUUUCGACUCCUUCGCGUGGACAGCGCGCAGCAACGUGCCGCCGGACGCCGACCGGUCGGACGCCCUCUCGCGGCGGGCCCGCAUGCGCCAGGGCACGAAGGAGGGGCAGCUGCGCUUUCAGAGGAGCGGCUCCCGCCACGGCACCCGCCGCGGCACCCGCCACGGCACCUGGAGCAGGAGCAGCAGGCGCCACGAGACCGGCGGCCGCGAGCCCAUGCCGCGGACAGCGGGCAACCCCGAGGCCGCCAGGGCGUUCGACGCGGCGGGCGCGCAGGAGCAGGCCAGUCGCUUCCUGAUGGAAUUGGUCCUCGAGGCUCCGUGUACCCUCUCAGGCAAUGGGAGCGGGGGCAGAGAGAAGACGCAUUUUGGAUCCCCCCAGCCAGGGGUCCCAACGCAUGCCCAUGCUGGUGCCCGUAGUCCCAUUGCUCACCCUCUCCCAUUCAACAUGCCUUGUAGAGGAAGCUCGUUCCACAGGCUGUGCAAGGGUGGCGGUGCAAGAGGGUUUCCCAGGCUGCCCAAAGUGGGUCGGAGGAGAUGGGUCGAACGAUCGCGCCGCAUCACCGAUGCAUCGUCGAUGCCCCGUAAUGCACAGCAUGGCAGUUGUUCAUCCCGACGUCGCCCCUGCAUCGGCGGUGCGGUGCGGCUCUUCGACACGGUCUACUCCAGGCUCAUUUAGGCGGCCUCCACCUGGGGGGGGGUCUUUGCGGGUGGUUUUGCAGUGCAGGAUUUACGCAGACCCUUUUUUAUAGACAAUCGCUCUCUACGAUGCACGCAGUCAGUAUGAGUCUAUCCGUCCUGUCAGUCGAACGAGCAAAAAGUGCA
Molecule: messenger RNA, 2201 nt
Organism: Prorocentrum cordatum
Lineage: Eukaryota; Dinophyceae; Prorocentrales; Prorocentraceae
Source: the annotation of a GenBank genome assembly